Messenger RNA from Caenorhabditis elegans, 959 nucleotides. Lineage: Eukaryota; Metazoa; Nematoda; Chromadorea; Rhabditida; Rhabditidae. The record is from the annotation of a RefSeq genome assembly.
CAAUUUUCACGGCGAAAGGAUGUAGUUGUGUGCUUGAAAACUACCAUAGUUUCCUUCCAACUAGCACGAACAAAGGCGAUGGAGAGUUGUGAGAAACAAGGCGCCAGUCUAACCGGUGUAGUUUCGGUUGAAGAAUUUCAGUGAAUAUAUACCAAGCUCAGUAAGAUUUCCAGUAGUUACAAAGCCAUUUGGGUUGAUGGGGAGCAAAAUUGUUCGUCUGAGCCGUACGAAUUCAUUUGGAGUGAUGGAUAUGCAUUUAGCAGUGAUGUGCUCGACGUAUCAAAUGCAGCGUUAUCAGUGAAUAAGGAUACAUGUCUCACAGUAUCGAACCAAGCCACAGACGAACUGACUUUACACGAAGUCUCCUGUGAUCUAGCAGAUCGAGUCAUGGGUUUUAACGGGAGAAUAUACGAAGACGCUAUAUGCCCUCUUGUAACUGAUGCUGGGGACUCGUAUUCUUGGGAUAAAACUUUGGCUCCGCUGGAAUACACUUUCAGAGGAUGUAAGCAGGACUGGAAGAGAUUUGAAAGAGAUGAUGGCCUGACUAUCUGCAUGAAGAUAUUUGGAAGCGAAAAUGUGAACCGAGAGAUAGCAAUCCAAGGAUGCGUGGAGCAAGAUUCGGUGUUGACAGGGUUAGCUUCAAUGAGAGAGUGCAAAUGGGUUCAUGACGAACUUAUGAAACACAACGUUACUGGAAAUUUUAGCGGAUUUUGGAUCGGUGGUCGGAGGAAUUGUUCUUCUGAACAACCUGGAUGCCUGAAUUAUCCAUGGAACGAUGGCUACACCACAUCAACUGUUGUUUUGGAUGCUUCAACGCUGAUCUUAACCCUGGCACAACCACAACCGAAGAUUGCUUAUCAAUUUCCUUCCUGAAAGAUUACUCUCCAAAGAUGGUCAGUGACUUGGCGUGUGAUAGCUUCAGGAGGAUGAUUGGAUAUGUUUGUGGCUAUAAAUUGUAA